AUGGAAAAGCCUGAUUUUGAUUUGACAGGACAAUUGGUGUGGCCUGGUGCUAUGCUUAUGAAUGAUUACAUCUCAAAAAACGCUGAGCUGCUUCAAGGAUCUUCUAUUAUUGAAUUAGGCUCUGGUGUUGGAAUUACUGGCAUACUCUGCAGCAGAUUUUGCCGUGAAGUUGUUUUAACUGACCAUAAUGAUGAAGUGCUCAAGAUACUGAAGAAAAAUAUAGAUCUCCAUACAUCUAUGGAAAAUCCUAGUUGUAAAGCUGGAUUAGGAGUUGAGAAGCUAGAAUGGGGAAAUUCUGAUCAGAUCAACCAAAUUUUACACAAAUAUUCUGGAGGAUUUGAUCUAAUUCUUGGAGCUGACAUUUGCUUUCAACAGUCGAGCAUUCCCCCACUAUUUGACACUGUAGAACAAUUUUUCCGCAUCAGGGAAACAGGACAGUGCAAAUUCAUUCUAGCCUAUGUAUCCCGAGCGAAGAUGAUGGACGCAAUGGUUAUCAGUGAAGCUACUCGUCAUGGAAUGCUGAUAAAUGAAAUAGCCGGAACUCGUUCUGCUGUUGGAAAUCUUGAAGGAGUUAUUUUUCAGGUGACACUUAAAUAGACAUGCCAACGCAUUGCAAAUGACAACUUUUCAAGCGAAAACAGAAGAAAAUAUGGGUAAGAAUAGGAAACAUGAAAAAACAGUUACAGAUUUUUCAUUUUGGUCAAAAAGUAAUUUAGAGGACCAGUUGAGUUCGGUGAGCAAAUUUCUUGGUAGUCAGAAUUUAUCUUAUCUUGCUAAUCAACUGAUUAGAAUUGUUUUUUUU
Molecule: messenger RNA, 802 nt
Organism: Pistacia vera
Lineage: Eukaryota; Viridiplantae; Streptophyta; Magnoliopsida; Sapindales; Anacardiaceae
Product: protein N-lysine methyltransferase METTL21A
Exons: 7
Coding region: 1-597 (198 amino acids)
Biological process (GO): protein methylation
Cellular component (GO): nucleus
Molecular function (GO): protein methyltransferase activity
Source: RefSeq, a predicted model, not a curated record